Terrapene triunguis (Three-toed box turtle) is the source of this 2291-nucleotide messenger RNA. RefSeq names its product zinc finger protein 665-like. The coding region runs from base 67 to 1968 and encodes 633 amino acids. Gene Ontology annotation, biological process: regulation of transcription by RNA polymerase II. NCBI's taxonomy places the organism in Eukaryota, Metazoa, Chordata, Testudines, Emydidae. The transcript has 4 exons. The record is from RefSeq and is a predicted model, not a curated record. Gene Ontology annotation, molecular function: RNA polymerase II cis-regulatory region sequence-specific DNA binding; DNA-binding transcription factor activity, RNA polymerase II-specific.
UGUCUGUGGAUUUUAACCCCUCGCAGGCUGGGGCGGAACGGGCCCUGGCGCUGAGCACGGGGGGCUAUGGAGACGGUGGAGUCUGUGACGUACCCCGACUUUCUGGUUGAUACUGAGAGCAAUGGCCCCUUUCCACUGGAGGAUCCCAGCGAGGAGAGCUUCCCGAUGGCGCACUCGGCCGAGUUCUCGUGGAUGGAGCGAGGGGAGGAGCUAUGUGACGCCGACUCAGAUGAGCGGGAGGAGCUGAGAGUUGUCCUGACAGAUGACGGGGCCCUGAGUGAGGACGAGGAGGCUGAUGAUGUGCAGGAGCCGGACGACGACGAUGGGGAGCCAGAAGGGCCGUUCUCAGCCCGCUCCGAAGGGGACGAUUCCUGCGAGAGCUCUGAGAGGCCACAGGGUAGAUGGCGUGAUGCAGGUGCGGGUGAGCAGGCCUGCGAUGCGGAGGAUAAGCCGUUCCGGUGCUCUGAGUGUGGCAAAGGGUUUGCCCAGAGCUCCAACCUGAUCAAACACCAGCGGGUCCACACCGGGGAGCGGCCCUACCGCUGCCACCAGUGCGGCAAGGCCUUCACCUGGAGCUCAUCGCUGCUGGAGCACCAGAAGUCUCAUGCUGGCGAAAAGCCCCACAGCUGUCCGGAGUGCGGGAAGAAGUUCAGCCGUGGCUCCACCCUGCUGGAGCACCAGCGCAUCCACACCGGCGAGAAGCCUUUCCGCUGCCACCAGUGCGGCGCCCGCUUCAGCCAGAGCUCCACACUAGUGCACCACCAGCGCACCCACACCGGGGAGCGGCCCUACCGCUGCGACGAGUGCGGGCGCAGCUUCGGCCGCAAGUCCACGCUGGUGACCCACCGCCGCACCCACACCGGCGAGAAGCCGUACCACUGCCUGGAGUGUGGACGCAGCUUCGUGGUCAGCUCGGACCUGGCCAAACACCAGCGCACCCACACCGGCGGCCAAGGCCCCUACCGCUGUGGAGAGUGCGGGGAGGGCUUUGGCUGGAGCGCCGCCCUGGCUGCCCAUCGGGCCAGCCAGCACAGCGCCGAGAAGCCCUACCGAUGCUCCGAGUGCGGGGAGGCUUUCCACCAAAGCGCCACACUGCUAGUGCACCAGCGCACCCACGCCGGCGACGAGGCCUUCACCUGCUCCGACUGUGGGGAGUGCUUCCUGGAGAGCGCCAAGCUGGCCCGGCACCGGCGCAUGCGACACAGCGCCGACGGGGAGGAGAAGCCUUUCAAGUGCUCUGAGUGCGGCAAGGGCUAUGCCCAGAGUGCCGGCCUGCGACACCACCAGCGAGAGCAACCCUUCCGCUGCCCGCAGUGCGGCCUGAGCUUUCUCUGGAGCUGCCGGCUGGCUGAGCACCGCCGCAGCUGCCGCAUGGCGGAGAAGCCCUACAAGUGCCCCGAGUGCGGCAAGAGUUUCGGCCAGAGCUCCAAGCUGCUGCGGCACCAGGUGACUCACACCGGCGAAAAGCCCUACAAGUGUCCGGAGUGUGGCAAGAUCUUCAGCCAGAGCUCCAAUCUGGCGGAGCACCGGCGCACACACGCCGGCCAGAAGCUCCACCGCUGUGGCAUCUGCGGCAAGAGCUUCGCCCUGGGCUCCUAUCUGGCCAAGCACCAGAUCACCCACACCGGGGAGCGGCCCUACCGCUGCACCGAGUGCGGCAAAGGCUUCCGGCAGAGCUCCAACUUGAUCCAGCACCAGCGCACCCACACCGGUGAGCGCCCAUACACCUGCCCCCAGUGCGGCAAAAGCUUCUGCCAGAACUCCCACCUCAUCAAGCACCGGCGCACCCACACUGGUGAGCGCCCCUACCGCUGCCCCCAGUGCGGCAAGAGCUUCCGCCAGAGCGCCAACCUGCUGGAGCACCAGAACACCCACACCGGCGAGCGCCCCUACCAGUGCGGCCAGUGCGGCAAGAGCUUUUGCUGGAGCUCAGCCUUCAGCAAACACCAGAGGACUCAUCUCAGCUAAGGGAGCUAUGCUGGGACCUACCUGAGCUGGGGGCCCUGUAUUGGGACUCUGCAGGCCCACCUGAGCUGGGGUGCCCCCCAUAUGGGGAUCACCAAGCCCCAUCUCCAGUUAUGGACCCCAUAUGGGGAUCCCCAGGAGCCAGGGCAACACUGGGACCCCUCCCUGCUUCCCCCCUCUCCCCUCCGAGCUAGGGGACCCAAUAUGGAGACCACCAGGACACCCCAUGGACGUGCUGGAGAUCCCAGCCUAUCUUGCAUCAGGGUGGCCCUGGUUGAUCCCUUCCAUCAGGGAAGCAAGAUCCAGCCAUGGCACAUGGAGGCAAA